Messenger RNA from Myxocyprinus asiaticus (Chinese sucker), 1305 nucleotides. RefSeq names its product vesicle-trafficking protein SEC22b-A. Bases 437 to 1084 code for a protein of 215 amino acids. Gene Ontology annotation, cellular component: endoplasmic reticulum membrane; Golgi membrane; ER to Golgi transport vesicle membrane. Gene Ontology annotation, biological process: endoplasmic reticulum to Golgi vesicle-mediated transport; vesicle fusion with Golgi apparatus; retrograde vesicle-mediated transport, Golgi to endoplasmic reticulum. The transcript is spliced from 5 exons. Gene Ontology annotation, molecular function: SNAP receptor activity. Lineage: Eukaryota; Metazoa; Chordata; Actinopteri; Cypriniformes; Catostomidae. The record is from RefSeq and is a predicted model, not a curated record.
AUUUACAGUCUUUGAAAGUUUUUCUCUAGGCUACGUCAAUUUAUUUUGAAGUAAAUCUCCGCUCUUACAAAUUGUUUGGUUACGAUUCCCAUGUUAGCCACAUCUCUUGUUGGGCACAGAAAGACAAAAUCAAAGAAAAGUCAACAUUUAUUACCCAUGUACAAAUUAAAAUAGUUGCUUUUUUCGUGUCUUGUUUCUCCCUUCCCUUUAUUGUUGUAAGAUAUUGUGUAAGAUGUUCUUGGUAUUAAUCAGAUAAAUAAAUAAACAAUCGGAACGUUUGGAAUGCGAACGCGGAGAGAAUUUGAAGUGACACACCCUCUUCCGGCCAACUCAUCUGAACUCUGCUGUCAGUUCAAAUGUGUCACUUUCUGACAAUCAGUCAAGUAAUACAUCGCUUCACUUUAAAGUAUACAGAAGAAAGAGACACUUGGUCAAAAUGGUGUCGCUGACGAUGAUCGUUCGUGUCGCCGACGGACUGCCACUUGCUGCAUCAAUGCAAGAGGAUGAGCAGUCUGGGCGAGACUUGCAGAAGUAUCAGAGUCAAGCCAAACAGCUGUGCCGAAAACUCAACGAACAGAGUCCUGCACGGUGCACUUUAGAGGCAGGUGCCAUGUGCUUUCACUAUGUCAUUGAGAAAGGAGUGUGUUACCUGGCCUUAUGUGAAGCAGGAUUCUCCAAGAAACUGGCGUUUGCCUAUCUGGAAGAUCUUGAGGGAGAAUUCAGUGAGCAGUAUGGAAAAAAGGUCCCAUCAGUUUCACGGCCAUACUACUUUAUUGAAUUUGAUACAUACAUACAGAAGACCAAAAAGUCUUACAUUGACAGCAGAGCACAAAGAAAUCUGGGAAGCAUCAAUUCAGAGUUGCAUGACGUCCAAAGGAUCAUGGUUGCUAAUAUAGAAGAAGUGCUCCAGCGUGGAGAAGCCUUAUCUGCUUUGGAUUUCAAAGCCAGUAACCUGUCCAGUCUGUCUAAGAAGUACCGCAGUGAUGCCAAAUAUCUCAACACUCGCUCCACAUAUGCUAAAGUGGCGGCUGGCGCUGUCAUUUUCAUCACACUCAUUGUGUAUGUACGCUUCUGGUGGCUGUGAAUAUAUAAACAACAAAUUCAAGCAGAAACUCUCAGGGCCCUGCUUGAAAAAUGGUUCGGACACCAGUGUCCUUCAUGGCCUUAAGUUUAUGUCUGUUAAGAGACUGAAUGUAGCUUUGCUCAUUGAAUGAAAAGUAUGUUUUGUCAAAUUCAUAAUGCUGUUGCCUUUUUACUACCCUAACGUUAUUUGUAACUGUAAAUGGAUGAUGUCAGUAAUUUACC